UGUUAUUGGAGGUGACGCAUGAAAAUAUUUUUGUUUCUGCUAGUAGACAGGACCGCAUUUAAGUAGACUCAAGGGUGUAGUCGUAAGCUUAUUUGUUUGUUUAUUUAUUGGUAUUUUUUGUUUGUUACACACAGAAGAUCAGUUGCAGCUGCGUCUUUGUUUUAUUCCAGCAAUUUAAAAACCUAUAGCCAUGUCGGUGAAUAUGGACGAGCUCCGGCACCAAGUGAUGAUAAACCAGUUCGUUUUGACUGCUGGCUGUGCGGCGGACCAAGCGAAACAGCUACUGCAAGCAGCGCACUGGCAGUUUGAGACAGCAUUAAGCACUUUCUUCCAGGAAGCCAAUGUUCCCAGUCACCACCAUCAAAUGACGUGUACCCCACGCAACACCCCGGCCACCCCUCCCAACUUCCCAGACGCCAUCACCAUGUUCUCCAAGCUGCGUGCCUCGGAGAACAUGCACAGCAGCAACAGCUCAGUCCCAGGUUCCAUGGCCUGCUCCCCUCCAGGAAACUUCAGCCCAUUCUGGGCCUCCUCGCCCCCGAGCCACCAGCCCGCCUGGCUGCCCCCCUCCUCCCCCACCAGCCACCACCUCCACUUGCAGCACCACCUCCACCAGCCCAUUUGGCCUCCCGUUUCCCAGCCCGGCAGCGCACAGCAGAAAAGUGUGACCGCCAUCAACGGCCAGAGAUGAGACUCACAAACUCCAAGAGCAGAUUGGCCUGCUGUGGGGAGGGAGCAAGAACCCUUUGUUUUUUUUUUUUUUAUUUGUUUUUUUAAUAAUAAUGAUGAACUGUCAAAUGAAGGUUUUUUUGUGCAUGUGUGUGUGCUUAUUCAUAUGCAGUACAAUGAUCAUCGCUAAAAUGGGAGAGAACCACUAAUCACAAUCAGAUACAAACAUUAAUUCUGAGGACUACUACUAGAGCAUGUGGACUUAAAAGCACUGAAAAAUGCAUUGGGGUAGCAGCAAGAGUGGCACCCCACUAGUGUGCUGGAAUAGACACAGAUUUUUUUUUGUUUGUUUUUUGUAUUUUUGUGCCCCAUCCCCAGCAUGACAUCAUCAAGAUACUCUUCAUUCAAAUUGAAAAGUGUGUUCGCUGUUCAGGAUCACAUUAAUUAUGUAGAGCAUGGAUGGUACUGCUUACUGGUGAGAGGAACAGUCAGCACUUUUCCUAAUAGUCUUUCCACAACUCUUAACACCAGCCUCAAGAACAAGAUUUUUUUUUUUACUGUACAAACCUCUGUAGCACAGCCCAGGACAGAUGUUAUUGACUAGCGGGCAAUAAUACCUUCAAUAGAGUGCUAUUUUGUUGUCCUGGUUGGGAUUACAUUAAACAAGCAGAUAAUGGUAAUGCACUGCUUAUUUCUAUAGCAAACCCUGAGCGUUUCUCAGUUCUUUUGAGUAUUUUUUUAAUUGAUACCAGCAAUUUAGAAAAACUCAAUUUUUAAGUUUUUCCUUCCUUCCUUCCUUCAUCUCUACAUCACUAGAUAGACAUGUUAGCUACAUCUCCAGCUGAACUGUGCAUGGUCGCAAUCAUAAAAGAUAUAUCCAGGUAAAUAUCAACAACUCCUGCCACUUCCACACCUACAAUGUGAGGGCAGGGUGAGCAGGAUAGGGCAGUUAUGCCUAAACCUCAGAAUACAACAAUCCUGUCCGGUAUCCUAACUUGCAGAAAACGUCAGGGUUUAUUUACUUGAUGCAAAGACCACCCCAGUACUGCAUUGCCUUACCGCAGGGUUCCUCUGCUCCUCUGAGCCCCCUGUCCAUGCAGUGGGAGGGUGAAGCUACACAGCACACCCAUUACUGAUU
Messenger RNA from Polyodon spathula (Mississippi paddlefish), 1807 nucleotides. RefSeq names its product UBA-like domain-containing protein 2. The transcript is spliced from 3 exons. Bases 191 to 691 code for a protein of 166 amino acids. Gene Ontology annotation, molecular function: protein binding. Lineage: Eukaryota; Metazoa; Chordata; Actinopteri; Acipenseriformes; Polyodontidae. The record is from RefSeq and is a predicted model, not a curated record.